AUGUCUCCAAUGACUUUAUUCUAUGUGGCGCACGAGUUUAAUCCCGUGCAUCCCCCUUUGCCACAGCUAUUAUUUUCGCUCGCAAAAUGUUGUCCGGCAGUUCACAAUGCCCGUUUGGAGUUUGUACCAUUGUCGAUCGAGUGUCCAAUAUUGAGCAAGUAA
Messenger RNA from Plasmopara halstedii, 162 nucleotides. RefSeq lists its product as uncharacterized. The coding region runs from base 1 to 162 and encodes 53 amino acids. Lineage: Eukaryota; Oomycota; Peronosporomycetes; Peronosporales; Peronosporaceae. The record is from RefSeq and is a predicted model, not a curated record. The transcript is spliced from 2 exons.